Setaria italica (foxtail millet) is the source of this 2653-nucleotide messenger RNA. RefSeq lists its product as uncharacterized. The record is from RefSeq and is a predicted model, not a curated record. The coding region runs from base 44 to 2422 and encodes 792 amino acids. Lineage: Eukaryota; Viridiplantae; Streptophyta; Magnoliopsida; Poales; Poaceae. The transcript has 15 exons. Gene Ontology annotation, molecular function: nucleic acid binding.
UCCGCUAAACCCCCCACUCCGCCUUCCCCCACCCGCUCCGGCCAUGGAAGCCUUCGCCGGCGCCGCCCCCGCGGCCGGCGUCUUCGCGGGCUCCGGGACCGCCGCGGCGCGCCCCUUCAUCCUCCGCCGUCGCGGCGGUGCCUCCCGCUCCGCCACCGGCCGGGUACGCCUCCUCCGGGCGCCGCCGCCUCGAGCAGCAGGCGGCGGGAACGGAGGGGACCUGCCGCCGCUGGACAAGUGGGACAUGAUGGAGCUGGAUUUCGGACGCUUCCUCGGGGAGGACCCCAAGCUCACCCUCGCAAAGAUUCUGGUUAAGAAGUCUGACCCAGAUGCCUCAUCCCUCGAUGUAGAGAAACUGAUCGCCACUAAAAAGGACAAGCUAGAUGAUAUUUUGAGGGAGUUCAUGGAUGCUAAUAAGAAGGAUCAGGAUUUCAAAACACCAGAAAGUGUAUCCCCACAACCAACAAUAAGCAAGCCAGUUGAAGGCAAGAGUUCUUUGAAUAUUUCAAGGCCUGUAAUGGGAAAACCGAAACAAGACGGGCCUCCGUUGACUUUACUGCGACCAGCAGGAAGCAAACCUAAGCAAGAUGAGCCUUCUCUGGCUCAGUUGCGACCAGUAGGAAGCAAGGCAAAGGAAGAUAUUCCCCUGUUGACCUUGUCACGGCCAAUUGGGAGCAAGCCAAUAGUAAGGGGCACUGUGGUACAAGAUAGUUGGCCUAGCAAAGAGAGUUUAGCUGCUGCAACAGAUGACAGUGAGGUGGGGAGCAUCUCUAGAACAAGUGAUGUGGAUGUCACCUUGCGGAAACCCACUGUGUAUCAGAGUGAGGAUGAUGAUUUGAAGUCAAAGCUGAAAAUGAAGCCAAACAUUGACCUGAAAAUGAGGAAAGAUAUGAAUGAGGACUUAACAAAAAUUUCUCUUCUUCAAAAGCCAGAUGUUGCAAAAGAUAUUGCUAAUCCAGACCAGGACCAUGCCUCCGCUAGCUCUACCACAAUUUCUUCUGCAGAGGAUAACAUCGAAUUUGAGCCAGAAACUAAGGGUCUUGACGCAAAAUUAGUGACUGAAAACUUUCAUGAAUCAUCUGGGCUUGAUGAUAAUUCCAGUGCAGGACCACAGCCAUCCAGUCAAACUGUCAUGCAAGAAACUAAUACUUCUGCUGGUUCAGUGGAUAACCAAUCAGCAACUAGCAACAAUUUCUCUAUGCAGGCUUUCUUACAAGGAAGACCUAAAAGAGAAAAUCAAUCUGCUGAAGUUUUGCCAUCUCCAGUUGAUGAAAAGAUGAAUGCUACUGGUAACAGGAAUUAUGUUGAUGACGGGGGAAAUGUGUUACCAUCAAAACUAGAGGACAUCACCGAGAGUGACUGGACUAGGUUAGAGCAUUAUGCAAGUACUGGGGAAAAAGUUGAGGUGGAGCUGAUAAAUUGCAGUCCAAAGGGAUUUGUUGUGUCACUUGACUCACUGAUAGGUUUCUUGCCAUACCGAAAUCUUGCUACGAAAUGGAAAUUCUUAGCUUUUGAGACUUGGUUAAGAAGGAAGGGUGGUGAUCCUUCCUUGUACAAGCACAGUCUGGGAUUAGAAGAUGGCCUUGAGGUUCCUGACAGGAAUAUAGAACCAGAAUCUAGCUCCAUCUCAGAAGUAGCUGGUGAGGAUCAAGGAUCUCUUCCAUCUAAGCCGAAGUUGGAAGAUCUUCUUCGGGCAUACAACCAAGAGAAAUCCAAGUUUUUAUCUUCAUUUAUUGGUCAAAGACUCCGAGUAUCAGUUGUCCUGGCUGACAGAAAUUCAAAGCGGAUAUUUUUCUCUAUGAAGCCAAAAGAGAGUGAAGAAUUGAUUCAGAAAAAGAAAAGUCUGAUGGCUAAGCUUAAUGUUGGAGAUAUUGUUCAAUGCACUAUCAAGCGAUUUGUUUACUUUGGGAUAUUUGUUGAGGUUGAAGGGGUUCCUGCAUUGAUUCAGCAAUGGGAAGUGUCUUGGGAUGAUACCUUAGAUCCAGCAGUUUCUUACAAAAUUGGUCAGGUUGUGGAUGCUAAAGUUAUUCAACUGGACUAUAAUAAUAACCGCAUAUUUUUGUCACUUAAAGAUGUAAAGCCAAAUCCAUCGGUAGGUGCUUUGGAAGCAGUCAUUGGUGAGGAUUUAUCACUAGGUGAAGCUCUCGAACCUGUACAAGCAGAUUUCGAGUGGCCUGAGGUGGAUGCCCUUAUGGAGGAGAUGCGGAAAAUAGAGGAUGUAAGAGAUGUUUAUAAAGGACGAUUCUUCCAAAGCCCAGGGUUAGCUCCAACCUUUCAGGUUUACAUGGCACCAGUGAUUGGUCCAAAAUACAAGCUCCUCGCACGAUACGGGAACAAUGUGCAAGAGGUGAUGGUGGAGACGACGCUGGACAAAGAGCGGUUGAAGGAGGCAAUUUUGACGUGCACAAAUAGGGUUAGCUGAUUAGCUAGGAUCUCGGUGCUGCGCAUUGGACGGGACCAAUUUUCUUUGUUCUCCCAAGAUAGUUUGAGAAUCAUGUUGUUUUGCUUUUGCUUUCUCUUCCUAUUUUCUUUUCUUUUCUUUUCUUUUCUUUUUUGGAGGAAUUGCAUAGGUCUGUCUGUACAGAAAUACUGAGGCUGUUCGGAAAUGCGUUUCGUUCUUUUAUGCUGUAUAUGUUCUCUCGGGAUUGGCUUA